This is a messenger RNA of Saccostrea echinata, 833 nucleotides long. RefSeq lists its product as uncharacterized. Bases 11 to 733 code for a protein of 240 amino acids. The transcript is spliced from 3 exons. The record is from RefSeq and is a predicted model, not a curated record. Lineage: Eukaryota; Metazoa; Mollusca; Bivalvia; Ostreida; Ostreidae.
UUCAAAGAAAAUGGAUGCUAGCGUGGAAAAGCCCAUUCUGGCUAAAAAUGCGGAAGCGGAAGGUGCAAAGGACUCCAGCGAUUCAGAAAAUGACGAUUUACAUUUUUCCGCACUGGAAGCAGUAAAAAGAGGCCUUCAUUCAGUGAAAGUUGUAAAAAAUGAUGCCACAAAGUUGCAACGUGAAUUAGAGGGAGAGUUGUUUGAAAAAUGGCACGAAGGCUGUGAAGUUAUGAAAACAACAAAAGUACCCCAGAGCAAGAUACUUCCGUUUCUCGAUCACCUCGAGAAAAGUUAUGAAGGUAUCACUCCAGAUAUCAGGCAAAAGAUGGAGGGAAUCCUUUUCUCGGAUGAAGCAUGGGAGUAUAAAAUAAUGGAGUGGAAAUUCAACCAGGGUGCUAAUUCGUCAGCACGAUACGGAAUGAUGGCACUUGGGAGAUCCCCAGAUUUGAAGUACAUUGACUGCAUGUAUGUCCUCUACAAAAUGGACUUCAAGAUAGCUCCAGAGGAAAUCGUAACUGAAAAAACGGAUUCGUGGUUAUGGGGAUUGGUGUCAUGGACCACCGAGGAAAGGGAAUGUAAGGAACGAAACCUGGGAUCAAAAUCAGUCAAGGCUUUGCAGAAUUUCUUCAGACUGAAAGCGCUCGAAGGAUUCUACAAAGAAGGGCUGAUAGAGAGCAUCAACUAUGUUCCGAGUAUCGAGGAGAUCCCAGACACUGAAACCGAUAAUAAAUAAAAAAAAACUAAAGAUUUCUUUAUAUUUUGAAAGUUUAUAGUGUAGUCUGCAAUUUCAUUUUCAUUAUCAAACCAAAAAUGAUUUUAAAAAAGAAGAGAUC